AUAAUAAAAAUACUAAAAAAAAGCAACGUUAUACAGACAAUACAGGGGCGUUCACGUCACAUCGUAAAGUGCGUAACAGAAAAAAACUUGACCUAUGCCUUCUAAGCGUUUACUUCAAAUACAUCCGUGUAUUUAAUAAUAACGCUAUUAAAUAUAUAAAUACAAAUCAGAUACAUUAAGGAUCUUUUGGGAAGUUUUUUUUUUUAAGUAAGUAAAUCCCUGUAUCAAGUGAGUUUCAUUUUCCCCACAUCCCCUGAACGCAGCAUGUAUCAGCAGCCUAGCCUCGGGCUAACGCAGACAAACACAAACGGGCUUUGUGACUUUCACUCACUUCUUUGCCCACAGCACAUCUACACAGCGCUGUCUGGCGUCCAGACAAAACAGAGUUGGGCCAUGGCUGAUUUUCACAUCCGGAAAUAUCGUGAUGAAGACGAGGAGGCAGUGAAGGAGACCUUCACCUUGGGGAUGAGCGAGCAUGUGCCUUCAUCCUUCAUGCUUGUCCUGAAACAGCCACCGACGCAGAUGGUGCUCAUGUGCGUGUUCUGUGCUCUCUUGACCAGCUCAAAGUCCUUCCUGCUGCCCAUCCUGGCUGUCACUCUGUUGCUGGCCGCAGUGCGACAGGCAGUCGUCUACAUGUUUAAGAAAUACAUCGACACCUGCCUCAGGAUUGACCUCAAGAACAUCGGCGAGACCUACCUGAAGCAGAAGGACUCGUGUUUUUGGGUGGCUGAAAGCGACGGCCGGGUCGUCGGCACAGUGGGGUGCCUCCCUGCUGAGACGGUGCCUGGAUGCUUGGAGCUGAAACGCAUGUCUGUUUGCCGCAGUCACCGCAGGAUGGGCAUUGCUAAGGCUCUGUGUCGGACAGUAGUGGACUUCUCCUGUGAGAGGGGAUGUCCUGCAGUCAUCCUGUACACCUCUGUGGUGCAGACAGAUGCUCAGAAGCUCUAUGAGAACAUGGGCUUUGAGAAGAUGAGAGAGUUUGUUGUGUCUGAGCUUGUAGCCAAAAUCAUGAACUUCACUUUGUUUGAGUACAGACUGGAUUUAAAGAGAGAAGGUCAAAGAAACUGAAUCUGGCAUCAAGAAUUCAGGGGAACUGUGACAUUAACUUUCUAGUUGUUUUUUUUUAAUUUUCCUGCUGACACGACACAACCAAACACUCAGGGCAGAAUCAAUCACUUAUUGUUUCAUAAAAUGUUGUAAAAGGUUUUUAAAAUAGUCUGCUAUGCCCAUCACCAGUUAUUGAAGGUUAAGUUCCCCGUGGUUGUAUGAGGCACUGACACAGUCGCUAAAAACACAGCUGCCACCGAUGGCACAAGGAAAAACUCUUUCCGACUGGAAACUGACGUUUGUGUCACUUUGUAAACUGCUCACUCUCCUACACCAAAGCCCAUACAUAAAGUGAUCUACUGCUGCUUCCGUCAUUAACUUUAAAUGUGUUAGUUUGUUUUUAUCUUAGUGACACAAACUCAUCAAAUAAGGCAGC
Messenger RNA from Solea senegalensis (Senegalese sole), 1483 nucleotides. RefSeq names its product N-acetyltransferase 8 (gene nat8). Lineage: Eukaryota; Metazoa; Chordata; Actinopteri; Pleuronectiformes; Soleidae. The record is from RefSeq and is a predicted model, not a curated record. The coding region runs from base 265 to 1068 and encodes 267 amino acids. The transcript has 2 exons. Gene Ontology annotation, molecular function: N-acetyltransferase activity.